AAAUCACCACAUUUGAAACUAAAUGAGGGGCGCGCAUGCGCGCCUCCAAAUGUCAAAUUUUAUCAAUUUAAACACUACUAAUAACUAAAAUAAACAAAAAGUUGUGGUAUGGAGCCCCCUGAACCCCCCGACGAGUCCGACUGUUGCAACUCCGGCUGCAAUCCCUGCAUUUUGGACGUGUAUGAAGCGCAGCUACAAAAAUACAAAGACAACCUGAAGAAGUCCACCCUGCGCCCCCUGGAAGUCAAUUCAAUCAGUCCGAGUUCCUACACGAUUUUCGUUGUAGUUGCUGUUAGACGGAUUUCACCGACUGUGUUGUUAUUGAAGUUUGAAUAUGCAGACACCAAAGAUAAAACCCCUAAUUGUUUCAAGUAUAAUUGUGGCCAGUAUCUCUUGCUACGGGGGCAAGAUGGUGACGGUGAAUUCACAAGAGCGUACACCCCCAUACCUGUCGAAAACGAAAUUAAAUUGGGGUUUACCACUCUUGUUAGAGUGUAUCCAUUUGGCCGGAUGUCCAGACUAUUGAAAAAGCUACAAGUGGGGGAUAAAACGUCCUGGCGGGGGCCUUACGGUGACUUUACUAUCAACUACAACUACAAAUAUUUGUUGUUUAUAGCGCAGGGUACAGGAAUAGCCCCCGUUUUUUCGGUCAUCAGUGAAAUUAUUAACAAUCCAGAGUGUGAAAGUUUUAUUAAAUUAUUUUUUUGUUGUUGUGACUGUGAUGAUAUUCUAUUAAGAAACGAAUUGUACGACCUGGGGGCUUAUUGGAACUUCAGUUGUGAAAUAUUUUUAAGCAAUAGUAACAAUUUAGUUAAGAAAUAUAAUGAAGUUGUACAUGAGUGUAAACUCACCACUAAUAUCGUCACUAACUACAUUAACGGCAAAAAUAACUUACAAACUCUCAUCUGCGGCAGCGACAACUUCACCCAAUUCUUUAAAAACGAAGUUGAGAAGUUAGUUGAAAGCAAUAAUGUUUAUUUAUUUUGAACUAAACUUAAACAUGUACAUGACACCAAACCGUUGUCAUUGGUUGUGUCCCAAUUAUUCUAUUUUGAUACAAUAGAAAGUUUAUAUGUUAAAAAUUGUUAAGUAAACUUAAACUAAACCCUAA
Messenger RNA from Zophobas morio, 1111 nucleotides. RefSeq names its product NADH-cytochrome b5 reductase-like. The transcript is spliced from 2 exons. Bases 109 to 987 code for a protein of 292 amino acids. The record is from RefSeq and is a predicted model, not a curated record. Lineage: Eukaryota; Metazoa; Arthropoda; Insecta; Coleoptera; Tenebrionidae. Gene Ontology annotation, molecular function: cytochrome-b5 reductase activity, acting on NAD(P)H.